Messenger RNA from Corylus avellana, 1552 nucleotides. NCBI's taxonomy places the organism in Eukaryota, Viridiplantae, Streptophyta, Magnoliopsida, Fagales, Betulaceae. The record is from RefSeq and is a predicted model, not a curated record.
GAGUUUUCAGUAUUGAAAAGAAAAAACUGUACGUUCGCAUAAGAUGACGAUGAAGCCGACACUCCGAGCUUGUCUCUCGGCACUGUUCACUGGCGAAAACGGCGUCGUUUCCCUCUCCGCGAAGCCAAGGGCUACAUCUUACCUAAGGAUACUGGCCAAUACCCAAUCAGAAGGCAUUCAGAGCCUGAGGCGAUCCCUCCAUAGUUCCUCUGAGGAAGAUGAUGACUGGUCUGAAUUAGGCGUACCAGUAGCACAAGGUGUAGGUACACAUCUGAAAUUGAAGACAGAAAAGCCAGACCGUUUUAGGAAAGAUGAACCUAGAAAAAGAUCUUCAUCUCGCAUGUCUUUGCCUGCAGAAGGUCAGCCCAGGUCGAAGGGCGUCUCAUCAAAACUGGUUAACUCUUCACCAGCUCCUACUCUCAAGCCAGACAACCAAGUCAAUAUUUCUAGUACUCCUACCAAUAUAAAUGUUUCUAACUUCAAAAGUUCAAGCUCUAUUUCUGUUGAGAAUGUCCCUUCCACAAUCAACCUUUCCCUGUUGAAAAAGGCACUUUCAGUUUUUGGGGAGAUUUCUAAGGCUUCCAUGACUAGUAAACCAAAUGAAUUUAAUUGCUGCUAUGUCCAAUUUGAGAGUGUAGAAUCUUGCAAGAGAGCAAUUGCUGUUGGUGGAAUUAGAGUGAGCAGCUUCAUCCUACCAAUUUGUCCUCUGCGUGUCGAGGAAACUGUUACCAUUAGGAUUAGCAACGUCAGCUCAGAGACUGCUGAUUCAGCAAUACAUUCUAUAUGCGUGUCAUUUGGUCUUUUGGAGGGGCUUGUAAGGACAAAGGAGGGAUUGGUGGAUGCCUUGUUUAGUGUGGAGGACAACAAAAACGCACAAAGCAUACUUACAAAAUGAAGCUGACGAUGCCAGAUUUCUUUUCGUCAGUGUUAGGUAAGAAUACAUGACUUCCAUAAUCUUUCUCCUCAGUUGAGUAUGCCUUUGGUUGUCAGAUUGAACCACACGAGCAUGGAUGACUGCAAAUGGACAGCCUGUUUGCAUUCUAGAGACUCUGCCUCUGAAGUGAUGACCAACAAAGAUUAUACUCAGUGCAAUUUGGGGUUACAGAUCAUCAGUCAUUUGGAUGACUUGGAAGCACAAAUGUCCAUGAAGAAGGUAUAUGCAGAAGAUUUAAAGAUUCUGCAUCAUUCCUUAAUGCACCUCGAAUCUCACCCUGCGAGUAGGGAGAGAAGUUCCCAAUAUUGAUGGGAGUUAUGUAUAUCACUAUUAGGUACUCUCUGCGAUGCAAAAGCCUUCAUGAAAAUCCAGAAGAUUAUUAUCAAGAGUUAAAUACUAAUCUUGGCUGUCAAAAUCUUUGAUUUUUGAUUUUGAAAGUAUUUUAGGGAGAUCUGACGGGACAAUUAGGUUCUCACCAUGUCAUGAUCAUGAUUCCCUUGAUGGAAGAUAGAAUGUGGCAAAAUAUUGGCUUGUAUCAUUAUUAGAUAUUUUAGGGUUUCGAAGGCAUGUACUUAACUGAUAUUGACUCUUAUUAAACUUGGAUGUUGAAGUCUAUAA